AUGUCUCAACGAAUUGUAGUUCACCAUCUUGAAAAUUCCCGCGGAAACCGCGCAGUGUGGCUUAUGGAGGAGCUCGGGGUGCCCUACGAAAUCAAAAUGUACCAGUUCGACUCGUUCACGUUCAAGGCAGACCCGGCACUGAAAAAGGUCCACCCCGCCGGCAAGUCGCCAGUGGUCACCGACAGCGAUGGCACGGUUGUGGCCGAAAGCGGUCUGGUUAUGGAGUAUUUCGGAGAAAAAUACCGAAAGACCGCGGACCUGUGGGCCGACGACAAAAAGGGCCUGCUCGCCAUCAAGUACGGCCUGUACUCCGCCGAAGCAAACUUUAUGACCGCGGUGUCUAUGGUCAUUGGCAAUGUGCGGGCCCGCCAGAGCGUCCCAAUGGGCGUCUCGUUUGUGCUGGGCAAGCUGCUUGGCGUGAUCGAGUCCCGCUGGGCUGGCCCCGAGCUGCAUAGAUGGCUCAGCCUGCUUGACCAGCAAAUCGGCGAAAACAACGGGUUCUGCUGCAACGGCCGCUUCACCGUGGCAGACGUCAUGUACGAAACCAAUAUCUACCUGAUGCAUAAAUUCACCCCCCACUACCUGAAGGACUACGACAAUAUUAUCAAGUGGUAUGAGGCGAUGCACGCGCGGCCCGCGUUCAAGGCCGCGCACGAGAAGAUCAGCCAGGCAGUGCAGACCCAAUUGAAGUAG
Molecule: messenger RNA, 693 nt
Organism: Wickerhamiella sorbophila
Lineage: Eukaryota; Fungi; Ascomycota; Dipodascomycetes; Dipodascales; Trichomonascaceae
Product: Glutathione S-transferase 3
Exons: 1
Coding region: 1-693 (230 amino acids)
Source: RefSeq, a predicted model, not a curated record